Messenger RNA from Cooperia oncophora, 297 nucleotides. The record is from the annotation of a GenBank genome assembly. NCBI's taxonomy places the organism in Eukaryota, Metazoa, Nematoda, Chromadorea, Rhabditida, Trichostrongylidae.
AUGUUGUUCAGUUACUUCUUAAUAGCUCUCGUGACCAUACAAUGUACAGUUGCUCUUCGUGGAGGAGAUGACAGUUCCGAGGUAGUCUCGCCAUCUUUGAUACUCCAACCACCACUCGCUGCUCUGCCUGAUAUGACCAAUGCGAAGCACAUGGGUGGUCCUCCAGGUUUUGCUCCACCCAAAAAUUUCGAUCAACGGAUACGAGCAGAUGAAGCAGUAGGCUUUGUUGUGAGACGAGGAACAGCGAAAAUUAUGGGAUAUUCUCGCAGAAGACCUGCCGGCUUGCUGAGACGAUAG